CUAUGAAAGUGCGAUCGUGGUUUUCAGCAGUUCUCAGAACGAUUCUUAUUCCAUUUUCAACUGCCGGAGCAGAAGUGAAUUCAGAAGAAAACGAAAAUGAUAUGAACGAAGAGAUAUCUCCCACACUGACCUUUGCACAUUUGGUAUCUUGCCUCUGUGUAGUUCUUGGCAUUUAUUCCGGCAAACAGACGACGGACGAUACCGCACGGUUUGUAGUGUGGGGAUUGGUCAUGGGACUUGUCGCAUGCGGAUUGCUCGCCUUGGUUAUCCUGAUAUGUUCUAACUCGUUCAUGCAAAAUCAACCUGAAACAGAAGUGCCUAAAGACUAUUCUCUAAAUUUAAGAGUUGUUUUUCUCUGGCUCUUUGGACUGGGUGUCAUCUUGAAAAGUGCCGUAUAUAUUGCUAUACAAAUAGAAUGUUUUUCAAAAGUGUCUCAAGAUUUGAUGAUGUACGCAGGUAUCUUUAGUACAGUUCUAUUUAUUUGUUUUAUUGUUUUGCAAAUGGGAACCAUAACAUAUUACAGAAACUAUCAUUUCAGAAAGUCAACUCGAAUUAAUUUUGCAAUCGUAUUUCUUUCGCUGGCAAAUUUUGCAGUGUGGUUGAAUUCUGUUGUUAGCAGUUUAAAUGGAAUUUAUGCUACAAAUCCCAAUGAAACCACACACAUGAAAAUUUUUAAAAACGAAUCGAAAUGCUUCUUUAGCUCUAAAAUCAACAAAGAGUUAGCACAAAAGCUCAUUCCCUUUUUGUUGCCAACUCAGAUGGAAUUUUUCAUCCUAGCGUCAAGUUUUGUGCUGUCAUUUUGGCAUUCCUUGCCAGAACAGCGAACUGAAAUUGAUCUAGAAGAGACAGGAACGUUCUCCGAGGAAUCGCAGGAACUGUUACCACUGUUGCCUCGUAAUACUGAAAAUCGGGCUAGCAACGUUGUUGUCAUUAUGAUUUCCGUUAUCCUGAAUCUGCCAACGUUUCUGACAUGGCUUCUUCUUUCGUUCGUGUACACAGACAAUAAUAUAGGACUUCGCAAUGCGUAUGAAAUUUGUAACUGUAUCAACUCUAUUGCGACCAUCACAAUUGUUUACGUUGCCUUUGACCAUUUGUCGAAAACUUAUUCCAUGAGUAAAUAUCAGCGUUCUCUGACAACGAGUGAAAUAAUUCUUGUGUUCAGCUCGGCCGGAGUAGUCGCAUACAGUACUUACGGACUACUUUUCGCCCUGCAAGGAAAUUUUGAGGAACAUUCAUCUGUCUUCUUACGAAACUUUAUUGAGAUAAUAGAGACCUUUUUACAAACAUCUCUUUUGAUACAGUGUCAGCGCUACAUAUUAUCUGAGCGAAGGUCCUCACUUCUUUCUUCUCUUGCAUUAAUUUUGACGAUAACAAACUUAAUAAAUUGGUUUCUCUACUCCAUAUAUCAAAAUGUACCAGCAGAAGGACAGGAGAAAAUUGUUGGCAACAGACGGAAUUGGACAUAUGUUCAAACCAUUCUUGUGCCAUUGCUUAUCUUCUAUAGGUUUACAUCUGCUAUGAAUUCGUAUUCACUUUAUCAUCAGAUUAAACCUUGAUUUUAUAUAUAAUUGAUGUAAAUCUUUUUACGUAUAUAGGAUAUGUUAUACAUGUAUAUUAAUGUGUAUUUUAAUUAAUAUACAAGAACUAUAUGUAGUAUGUUGAUGGCAAAAUUGAAGAUAACUGUACAUUGAACGGUAAAAUGUCUAUCACUGCAUGCAAGAUACUUAAUAUAAACAAAUUUUCUUUUAUCACAAUGAUUUGAAUUGUAGUGCAAGCAUGCUACUUGUAGGGGGCAUUUUAUAAGCUAGUGAGUGUGAUUCGAUAAUUUUCAUGUAAAGUUUACGUUUCCUUCUUCAAUAUUUAAAUAUAACUAUCACAUGUAGUUUUACAGUCAAUUUGUCUUAAAAGAAAUGUGCGCUGAAUUCCUAAGUCAACGAACUAGUUACUACCACAAAUUGUAAUACAUGACUGUACAUAAACCAAUAAAUCUAACAAAAACCUUAUCAAAAAAUUAUAUAGUAAAAGUUCAUUACUUUUCAUCUUUUAAAAAUAAUGACAGUGAUCUUGGCAUGAAAAAGAUGCCUCACUGCUCAAUGACCCUGAGUGCCGAGUAUAGGUCUAAAUUUGCAGCCGUCCAUCGACAAGUGGUGGUUUCUAUUCUUGAACAAGACAUUAAACAAACGUGUAUUCCUAUAGCUAUCCGAUCAAAACGAGCAAUGGGAGGCACCACGACAUUAUG
This is a messenger RNA of Saccostrea cuccullata (small rock oyster), 2239 nucleotides long. RefSeq lists its product as uncharacterized. NCBI's taxonomy places the organism in Eukaryota, Metazoa, Mollusca, Bivalvia, Ostreida, Ostreidae. The transcript has a single exon. Gene Ontology annotation, cellular component: membrane. Gene Ontology annotation, biological process: proton transmembrane transport. Gene Ontology annotation, molecular function: proton channel activity. The record is from RefSeq and is a predicted model, not a curated record. The coding region runs from base 3 to 1556 and encodes 517 amino acids.